Xyrichtys novacula (pearly razorfish) is the source of this 700-nucleotide messenger RNA. The record is from the annotation of a GenBank genome assembly. NCBI's taxonomy places the organism in Eukaryota, Metazoa, Chordata, Actinopteri, Labriformes, Labridae.
AUGACAGCUACGGUAACCUUCAGGGACAUUUUUCAUAAAUGUGACGUUCUGGUUGCAACUCUCUCAGCGUUUUGCGAAUAAAUAACCCAAGCUGGAGAAUUGCCGAAAUUUCCUUUAAGGUUGAAGAAAUUGAAUGAAAUUCCAGAAAGGUCUGAGUGUUUUCUGAGAAGGUCACUGCGAAACAACCAUCAGUUCAGAGCACAUGUCUGUCAGACAGUGGGGAUAUUAGUAUGAGUUAUCAGUGAGAAGAACCCAGGCUGUCCUCCUGAUAGAUGCUCCGGCAGCAGGACCGUCAGUGUUCAAACCGGCAGUUCGUGUUCAUUUGGGAUAAUUUGACAAAUAAAGCGUCUGAAGGCUGAAAUUACACUAAAUCCUCCGUUGAUUCCAGCCACCGUCUGUUCGCUGUUUCCAGUUAAAACCCGGAGAUUACAGCGCCGAUUUAUCACCGCCAGUCCGCAUCCAAACCCCGGAGAAAACCCGCAUCCCCACCUCCAGACAUCGUCCACCGCUGCUCCCGCAGGCCGGCGAAGAGGUGCGUAGACCCGGCCGAGACCCGCAGCAGCCUCCCGGUUCAAAAACAGCCAUCAAAAACGCAAAAAUCAUUAAGGAAAGUCGGGAUAUUAACGGGAAUCCCAGGGAUCACCGAGAGCUUCAAGUUGAAAUGAACAACCAACGUUUCCUUCAAGGAUUUUCAAAAUAA